AUGGGUAUUUGCGGAAGUAAAGAGCCUCAUCACAAGAAGAGUAUCAACGAUAUCUAUGCUGAUGCUAAUGAGCGCCAUGAAACCUCUAAGAAUUUAAUUUCGAGCUUGACUCUUCGUGCUGUUACCUAUCCUGAUCAAUUGCCAAGUAUUGGAGCAACUCUUGAAGCUAGGAUUAAACAAGAUUAUCAAAAGGGAAAUGAAUUUAACGUUGCCGUUGGAUGUGAUAUAUUUUACGAAUUGAUUAACACCCGAUCAGAUCUGAGUUAUUUCGUAGUGAAUGUUGAUAAUAUUAUUACCUUGUUAAUUGAUGGGAAAAACGCAAAAUUAAAGAAGAGAGCUGUCAAUUUGCUCACAAGUGCUGUAGAUAAUGCUUCGGGAGCUUCUAUUAGAACAUUUAACAAGUACGAAUUGAAACUUAUUGACUUGGUAAAGUGUGAGGAUUUAGAUCUUAAAGUAAUUAGUAUUAAUGCAAUCACUAAAAUGAUUCCUAAACUUGAAUCUCUGGGAGUUGCACCAGUUAUACCUGUAUUAUUAUUAACAAUUAAUGGUUAUUUGGAAAAAUCUACACAAGUAUAUGAUGACACUAUGAUAUUUAGAAUUCCUAAUGUUGAUUUUUCUAAACUCACUGCUGAAAGUGCUACAAAAGUUUCUAUUGAAUGUUUGGGUGCUAUUGCUAGACAAGCCAACGACAGCACCAUUCGUCACGUAUUGAAACCUAUUUGGGAUUUCCUUGAUGAUCAAAAUAGAUGGGUCUCUAAACCAGAAUUAGUGAGAUCUAUUAUGAGAAUUAUUGUUCAAUCAUCAAAUGAAUGGUCCAGUAAGGGAUAUGUCAUUGUUUCUGCAAAUAUGCAACAUUUUGAAGAAAUUCUUGAUAGAGCUCAAAAGGCAGGAAUGAUUCGUGCCAAUAUUUUCAUCAUCUCUAUACAAUCAAAGAAGGGUGCAACAAGUGGUGCUCGUGCUUUUGAAGCAGUUGCCCAAUUGAUUAACACUCUCAAGAGCAACUUUGUAUCUAGUACUCCAAAAAUUUCACCAACUCAAUAUGAAGAAAUUCUCAAAACUGACGCCUUGACUUCUUCUGUUUUGGAAUGUCUCAACAUUAUUGCUCAACGUGGUAAAUUUACUCAACAAAACGUUUCAUUAAUGGAUUCUAUUCAACAAUUAAUUCGUCAGCAAGAGGGUAAAAUUACAGUAUCUGACUUUACUCGUAACGUUCAAGGAUUGAUUGAAUCGGAACAAUUGUCACCAAAUAUUAUUCAACAUUUAUUACUUGUUGAUUGCUUGUUAAAUGUUGCCAAGAUUGGUGCUUACAUUUUGAGUCAAAAUACCAGUAACUCUUCCAACACUAAUCAAUCCAACACUGGAAAUGUUCCAGCUGGAUCCUCAGGUAACAAUAAUGCUCAAUCAAACAAUAACGAAUUUUUCUUCCCAUCCCAUUUAGUGAAUGCUCUUUUGGAAUCGAGUGUCAAACCAAAUUCCUCUGUCUAUGUUAGAGUCAAGUAUUUGAAUGUAUUCCUUGCCAUGCUUUCAACCAAAGAACCUUACCUCCCAGAACAAUCUCCAAAUAUUGGUACAUCAGAUAAAAAACCAGCCAUGUCUCCAGCAAUCAUUGAAGAUAUUGAUGCCAGCAAUAGUGCUGCAAUCAAAACUCGUAUUACCAUUUCCAAAAGUCAAAGAGCCAAGAUAUAUGUCUACAUUUACAAGGGAUUGUUUUUAAAUGAUAAUCUUCCAGAAAAUUUUGCAGCCAUCGCCAGAAUUUUGAGAAAUAUGUUAAAGCACUAUAGAAAUAAGGAAAUUGAAAAUGCCUUGCCAAUGCUCUUCAAACUUCAAGAAGCUGCUGUACAAACAGCCUCCUCUACCACAUCAACUGGUUCAUCCAACACUGCUUCAGCUGCCAAUGAUGAGGAACCAACACCAUUAGAAACUGUUGAAAAGCAACAAACUAUGCACGUCAGACACAAGCUCAUGAUCCAUACUCUCAUUGUUACAUAUUUACUCUGCUUGGCUGAAUUGUAUAAUUCUAAGGAAUUGGAACAAUAUAUCAAAUCUAUUAUGGAUACUAGAAUUCAACAAGGAUUACUCACCAAGACAGUUCUUAGCACUUUUGAAAAGAGACACAAUAGUGGAAAUUCUAUCGAAGCAAUGAAGGCACAAGCUUCAGAGGAAGAAAAAUUGAAGGAAUAUACUCAAUCAUUUGCUUCACUGAUAGCUAUCAGUGAUAAGGCAGCUGCUUCUAUUGACAAGAUUGAACUCGUUUCACAAGACAAGGUUUGUGAAUUGUUGUGCAAGAUUGAAACUUUGAAGGAAACCUAUGGUGAUGUUGCAGGUGUCACUAAGGUUGUAAAGAAGGCAUUUACUGGAGAUUCUAUUACCAAGACAACCACUGUAGUAGUAACUGAUGAAGAAAAUACCAAACCAAUUGAUGAUCCAUGGUAUGGACAUGCUACUGAUGAAAAGUCAGCUCAAGUUGUUCAAGUAAUUGAAGGUUUGGAUAUUGACCAAUUGGCAAACAAAACAAAGAAUGUUUCAAGAGAUUCUUUACAAAUUAAUCAAGUGCAACUUGAUCUUUCAACCUCUCUUGCUGGAAGUCUUUCUAAGAGAAGAGAAGAAAAGAGCAAGAUUUUAGAUUCGAUAUUGGAUGCUGUUCCUUCCGAUUUAUACGAUAGUGACGAUGAGGAAUUGGAAGAAAUUGAACAACAACCAAGGCUCUUCCUUUUCGAUUCGGCACAAUUUAUCAAUGUUUAAAUUAAAGGUUUAUUUACAUUUUUAUUUCUUAU
Molecule: messenger RNA, 2774 nt
Organism: Naegleria gruberi
Lineage: Eukaryota; Heterolobosea; Eutetramitea; Acrasida; Naegleriidae
Exons: 3
Coding region: 1-2742 (913 amino acids)
Biological process (GO): protein localization to plasma membrane
Cellular component (GO): plasma membrane
Source: RefSeq, a predicted model, not a curated record